This is a messenger RNA of Anthostomella pinea, 1725 nucleotides long. The record is from the annotation of a GenBank genome assembly. Lineage: Eukaryota; Fungi; Ascomycota; Sordariomycetes; Xylariales; Xylariaceae.
AUGUUUGCAGGACGGCGCAGGUUGGUCUUUCCAAUUGGUGCGGUGCUUCUCAUUCUCUACCUGGGCUACAAACUGUCGGUCCGCCGCCCUGAAGCAGGUCUCUGGCCCGAAGCGCAACACCCCCUACAUGUCAACCCGAAGGUCCUCAAUGAUGAGGACUACUUCUGGCGCCAGAUACCUACCCAGUAUCCCGUGCCGCCCCAAUCCAUGAGGGCAUUUCCGCAAGGCCCGCCCGUCGCUCUUCCCAAGAUUCAGGCCGAGUUUCCCCAAGAGACGACGAGCGACCGUAAGCUUCGCUUGCAAAGACAGGCUGCCGUGCGCUCUGCCUUUCAGCGUUGCUGGGACGCGUAUGUAAAGCACGCGUGGCUUCAAGAUGAGGUGACACCACUGAGCGCAUCUUCCAAGAACACCUUUGGGGGAUGGGGCGCAACUCUGGUCGACUCGCUCGACACACUCUGUAUCAUGGGCCUCCGGCAGGAGUUUGAUGAAGCCGUGACGGCCGUUGCAGCCAACAUCAGCUUCGAGACGAGCUCCCUGACUGAGAUCAACGUUUUCGAGACGACGAUUCGCUACCUAGGUGGGUUCCUGGCCGCGUACGACCUCAGUGGGGAUCCGAGGCUUCUCCAGAAGGCGAGGGAAGUCGGUGACAUGCUGUAUGUCGCAUUCGAUACCCCCAACCACAUGCCAAUCACCCGCUGGGAGCUCGGCCGUGCCACGUCUGGGGGAAAACAGCAGGCUGCUGAAUGGGCCCUGGUAGCCGAGAUCGGGUCUCUCUGUAUGGAAUUCACGAGACUCUCGUUGAUCACAAACGACCAGAAGUGGUUCAGCGCCGCCGAGAAUAUCAUGCUAGCGCUGCAGAAACAACAGAUGGAAACGAAGCUCCCAGGACUCUGGCCUAUCAGUAUGGUGGCUUUGAGCGGAGGACUACUGCCCCAUUAUGGCGAUAUGUACACGGAGGCCAUGAAAACGGCUAUCAAAUACAACUUCUUCAGACCAAUGGUGCCAGACUCAGCAGACAUUCUGGUCUCGGGCAUCGCACGGACUUCCACCGAGAACGGCAAGCCGUCGGUUACGGUUGAGACUCAGGGUCAACACCUUGUGUGCUUUGCUGGCGGGAUGCUCGCUAUAGGUGGAAAGCUGCUCAAUGAAAGCGGACACCUCACAACAGCACGAAAGCUGGUUGAUGGCUGUAUAUGGGCCUAUGAGAAUAUGCCUCUCGGUAUCAUGCCCGAAGUCUUUUGGAUGGCCCCGUGCGACUCGGAUAGCGAUUGUCCGUGGGAUGAGAAGAAAUGGAUGCAGGCCGUGCUGGAACGGGCCGGAGCAGACAAAUAUGAUAUAGACAGCGCUGCCGACCUUAUCAAGGAGCGACGACUUCCCCCAGGCUUCACCGACAUACCUGACAAGCGCUACGUCCUCCGACCAGAAGCCAUCGAAAGCGUAUUCAUCAUGUACCGCACGACUGGUGACCCGCGAUUACUGGAAGCUGCGUGGGCCGUGUUCGAAGCCAUUCAAGCCGUCACGAAGACGGACAUCGCAAACUCCGCCGUCGCAGACGUGACUGUUGCGAGUCCUGCCGAGGUCCGCCAAACAGACUCCAUGGAGAGUUUUUGGAUGGGCGAGACGCUGAAAUACUUCUAUCUCGUCUUCAGUGAGCCGGAUCUCAUAUCACUGGAUGAGUGGGUGUUCAACACUGAAGCGCAUCCCUUUCGGCGGUUGCUGCCGUGA